Poecilia latipinna (sailfin molly) is the source of this 1269-nucleotide messenger RNA. RefSeq lists its product as uncharacterized. The record is from RefSeq and is a predicted model, not a curated record. Gene Ontology annotation, biological process: response to bacterium. The coding region runs from base 17 to 1063 and encodes 348 amino acids. NCBI's taxonomy places the organism in Eukaryota, Metazoa, Chordata, Actinopteri, Cyprinodontiformes, Poeciliidae. The transcript has 6 exons.
UGAAGACAGUAGCAACAUGACUCUGCUAUGGCUUGUACUGUUCCUUCUUCAUCAAGGAUAUACUUUAGUUCCUGUGGUCACAGUCCAUCGUGGGGAACCGGUGACUUUGACAUGCGUAUUGACUGAGAAGUUUGAAACUGUGACCUGGGUUCACUGGUACAAGCAAAGUGCAGGACAUACUCUGAUAUUAAUUGCAAUGCUGCGUAAAAGUACAAGUACAAUGCCCACCUACGGCCCGGGAUUCUCAAAAUCAAGAUUCCAAAUAACAUAUAUUGACAACAUGAGCAACUUGAUAAUUUCAUCAACAUUAGAACAAGAUGAGGGAAUGUACCAUUGUGCGUAUAUGGACUGGACUGAAUCUACUUGGACUGGGACCUAUUUGUCAUUAAAAGAAAACUCUCAGAGGAUUUCGAGCUUCACUGUUGUUCAGGAGCCAACAGUUUCUAAUCCCGCCAGUGACACAGACUUAGAGACUCUGCAGUGUUCGGUUCUCUCCGACUCUGUAAAUGCAACCUGCUCAGGAGAACCCAGUAUGUUCUGGUUCAGAGCCAUAUCAGACACAUCCUACCCAGAUUUCAUCAUCGCUGAGGGAAAAAUACCUGAAAACUGUGAGAAGACGUCAAACAGUCAGAAGAAAUGUAGUUAUAAUUUCACUAAGGUUGUGAAAUCAUCUGAAGGUGCCAUUUAUUACUGUGCUGUGGCUGCAUGUGGACAGAUACUAUUUGGAAAUGGAACAAACCUUGUAAAGAGCGAUCAAGAUAAAAAAACAAGUACAAUAAGGAUUGUGUUGGUGAUUAUACUAAUCUGCUUGGCCAUUUCUGUGACCUUGAAUAUUAUUUUUAUUUGUUACCGAGUUCAAAGAUCUCAAUUUAAGGAGAGUUCCUCUUCUCAACCAAGACACAAUGACUUAAGCCAACCAGGAAAUGAGACUGACAAAGGUCAGGAUCUGAAUUAUGCUGCAUUACAUUUCUCUGAAAGGAAAGAGCCAAGAGGAAUGAAGAAAAGAGAACUGAAGACUGAAGAAAGUUUAUAUUCACAAGUUAAAGGACAGAUGUCAAGAUGAUUGGCUCUAAGCUUAUAUGGGAUACUGACAUUGUGAUAAAAGACAGUUCAGUGUUUUCAGAUUCAUUGUAACUGCGACGAGUGAGACAAUUUGUAAAAGUAAUUUUUUGUAAAUUUUUUUUAGAGUUUAGUGCUGUACUAAAAUCUCAUCAGUUUAAUGAAAUGGCCUCAAAUUCUUGUGUAUUGAAAAAUUUCACCUAAAUGAGG